Trypanosoma rangeli is the source of this 921-nucleotide messenger RNA. RefSeq names its product ATP synthase F1 subunit gamma protein. The record is from RefSeq and is a predicted model, not a curated record. Bases 1 to 921 code for a protein of 306 amino acids. Gene Ontology annotation, biological process: proton motive force-driven ATP synthesis. The transcript has a single exon. Lineage: Eukaryota; Euglenozoa; Kinetoplastea; Trypanosomatida; Trypanosomatidae. Gene Ontology annotation, molecular function: proton-transporting ATP synthase activity, rotational mechanism.
AUGUCAGGAAAGCUCCGCCUUUACAAGGAUAAACUUGAGGGGUACAAUCGUUUUUAUUCGAUUGUAAAAACGAUUAAAAUGGUUACCCUCGCCAAAUAUCGGACUGCUCAAAGUCGUGUUAAGACUCGGGACUUUACACUUCGCUAUACAGAAAAGGCUUUCAGUAAGCCUGAGCUCGCCGAGAGAGACGCCGUAGCCUCCGCAAAGAACUCUAUUGUUUAUAUUCCUAUUACCACGAAUCGAGGCUCCUGUGGAGCUUUGAACAGCAAUACUGUUCGUUGUAUUGACCUUGUUAUGUCAAACAAGAUGCUGCUGAUGCCCAUUGGAAAGCGGGGAAUUGAUUCCUUUUCAAAACUUUACCCCACAGAGUUUAAAUAUGGAAUUGCCAAUGAUAUGAAGGAACCAAUGCAUUUUGCAUAUGCGACAUUUAUUUUUGAAAACGCCCUCAACGUUGCACCGGAGGCGGACCGUUUUCAGAUUAUUUUUCAUCGCUUUGUCUCUGCAGGGGUCCAGAAACAUGCCGUGUAUAAUAUUCCUUCUUAUGAAACAUGGAAGGAGGACAUCGCUGACGCCGCUAGUACUGACAAUCAAAAGAGCCGCUACCUUUUUGCCAACGCCGUGCAAAAUGAGGAGGAGCAGUUUAUCCGAGAUUUCUACGACUUUCAUGCGUCGCUUGCAAUUCUUAACGCUGUAGCAGAAAACGAGCUCUCGGAGCAAGCUGCAAGGCUGGUGGCAGUUGAAGGUCAGUUGACAAACAUCAGCAGCUUGAAGCAGCGAACAAGCUCCUUGUACAACAAGACUCGACAGUCUGGCAUUACUGCGGCUUUGAUUGAGAUUCUCUCAGCCAUGAGCUCUUUGGAGGGGAACGCCGCAAGGGGUGUUCAGCGCACCAACUUCUGGGAAGGGUCGAAAAUGAAGUAG